AUGAAUUCACUAAUUCCAUUGGUUAUGAUGCCUGAUAAAUCAGUAUCUUGGAAUGAUGCUAUCAAGCAAUUGAAAAUUCAAAAGCGAGUAUGCAAAACCUUCGUCCCAAAAGAGACGAAUAAAGAAUGUUGUGUUUGCAAUUAUAAUCAUUCAGAAAAUGACGUCCCACAUUUUAAUGAAACAUGGAAUUGGAAAAUACACACAGAACAAGAAACUACCGAUUGUUAUGGAGUAUUACCUCAAUCAACUAAACGCUAUUUACGAUGUGAUGUUGAAACAGACCUUGAACAACUUUGUUCUGUAUUGUUGGGUGUAUGGAAUAUGAUUACUCCUGGUCUUAUUAUGCGAAUGAUAGGUGAUAUAGAUAAAACACCAAAUAUCAAAAUACAAAAAGAACUUUUACAAAGUAUUUCUGAUGCUGCUAUUGCAUCUGAUGCAUGGAUUAUUACGAAUGGAUACAAUGAAGAGAGUAUUUCAGAAUUAGUAGGUGAAAUAAUGUACACUUGUGAAAUGAAUAAUUCUCAUAGAAACUUCAGCGCAAUUGCUGUUGGUAAAUGGGGGAACAUUAAUGGUCGUCAUAAACUUGACGAAAGCACAUCGUCAACAACACACAAAGGUCAUGGACGAUACAAACUAGAAUUAAAUCAUACAGAAUACAUCUUUUUUGAUGAUGGUACAUGUGAUUCAUUGGAUACAGGUGAAUUUGCUUCAAACUUCGCUCGACAAAUAUCAAGUGGUGGAAGACGAAGAAUACCAUUAAUUACUUUACUCAUCGGUGGUACUCCUCAUUCACUUUCAUCCAUAUACACUGAUUUGAAAAAAUCAAUUCCAGUUGUAGUUGUUAACGGAUGUGGAUCAUUGGCUGAUACAUUAUAUAAAUAUCUGAAGUUAACUGAGAGUUCCUAUCAAUCGUUAAAAGAUAAAAAUCAGAACAGUGUUAGUCUUGAUGAAUCAUUUAAUGCCUCUGAAGAUGAUUUAGAUAUACCAACAAUUAAUGAAACAUUUGCAGAAGAUGAUGAUGAUGAUGAAACUAAAGUUUUAUCAACUAGCAGAACAACGAAAGACAUGUUACGGCUACUUGGCAAAUCUCGUCGCGAUUUUAUUAAAGAUGUACGAGAACUUUAUUACAAUGGACGAAAGGAAAACUAUGAAACUCAAGGUAAAAGAUUACCUGUCGGUGAACUAUUAAGUUUGGAGGAAGAAAAAGCUCUUGGAAAAUAUUUAUAUCAAAUGGCGAGUUGUUUAAAUGCUCCUCUUCGAGAUAAAAUUCGUUUUUUCGACGUUGACUCAUCAAAAUCUCUAAAGGAAACAAUUUACUAUGCAUUUGUACAAGCAAGCGAUAAUCUUUCACAGGAAAAGAAAAAAUAUCAUAAAACUAUCGAUGAACAAUUACAUUUGGCACUUCGAUGGUGUAUUGGUGACACAACUGAAAAUCAAUCAGCGACUAUUACAAAGAUUUGGAAUGAUACCAAUAAAAUUAAAGACAAUCGAUCGUGUUUGAUUAAUGCACUUAGCAAAAAUAUGUUAAUGUUCGUUAUGAAUAUUAUGAAACUCGAUAUUGAUUUAGCUAUUUUAUUUCGUUCUACUGAUAAUUCAUUAACAAAAAUUGGUACACAUUGGUCUGAUAAAAAUCAUUAUUUACAUGAAUUAUAUUUGGAUAAAAACCGCAAAAAUAAUGAUCCAUUGUAUUUACUGGAUCACAUCAAUUCGGAAAACAAUUUUACAAAAGAAGAUUUAGUAACUGUUUUAAAAUACCUAGUAGGUGAUUUUAUGCCUUCAUUGUAUGAUAGUCAAUCACAUACUAAAUUGAUGUCAUCAGAAACAGAGAAACUUAAUGAUAAAGAGAAUACAGAUGCUGAAUAUAUUUAUCGUGAUAUUUUUCUUUGGUGUAUAUUAACCUAUCGUCUUGAUAUGGCUAAAAUCUUUUUAAGUCAAAUGAAAACUCGUAUUUGUUCGGCACUGAUUGCUUCGAAAAUUCUUAAAUCAUUCGCAGAUUAUGCACCGGAUCAAGCUGCAAAAGAUAUAUUGUUUGCCAAAGCGAAUGAUUUUGAAACUCAUGCUAUUGAAUUUGUACGAUGUGCUUAUGUUAAAAAUAAACAUAAAGCAUGCCAAUUAAUUAUGCGAUCUACGAAUCUCUAUAAAGGUGUUACAUCUCUUCAAAUGGCUUUUGCUGCGGAUAAUAAAAGAUUUAUACAUGAAGAUGCUUGUCAAGCUUUGUUAACAAAUAUAUGGUAUGAUAGAGUUGAUCCUGUUCAAGAACAAAAACUUCUAGUUGUUAAUAUACUUACAUUUGGAAUUGCUCAAAUUUUUAUAUCGAUUUACCUAAAAUAUUUUUCCAAUAAUACUAAUGUGAAAUCCAAAAAUCAUAAUGUAACCAAUCAGGAACCUCCAAAACGGCAAUUGGAAAAAAAUGGUAUCGAUUAUACUGACGAUUAUGGUAUUGAUGAAAAAAUAUUUCGACAUUUUUUUCAUUUUCAUAAUCGACCCAUUACUAAAUAUUGCUAUACUUGUUUGGGUUAUAUUCUUUUCCUAACUUUCUUCAGUUAUUAUAUGCUCUUUGCAUUCCAUCCAUUAUCAAAAAAGAAUCCCAAUAUUCAUUGGACUGAAAUAUUGACUAUCAUUACUAUAACUACCAUGCUUUCUGAAGAAAUUCGACAGUUAUUAUCUCAAGACAAUCGAAAGCUCAUUGGCAAAAUUCGAUCAUAUUUUGAUUUGAAUAAUCGAAUAUCAAAUUUGUUUCUGGUUCUACCACAAUAUCUUCUAUUCUAUACUGGCCUUGUACUUCGUUUUACACAAAAAACUCCUGAGAGUUUUGUAUCUGCACGAAUAGUAAUGGCUUUAGAUUUAGAAUUAUCGUUUAUUCGUUCGAUUUUAUUUAUUGGUAUAGUUGCAGAUAUUGGUCCUAAAAUUGUGAUGAUUCGAAAAAUGACUAAUGAUCUUUUUUUAUUCAUUAUCAUCAUCGUUAUAUUUAUUUUCGGCUAUGGAGUUGCAUCAAGAUCCAUGACAGCAUAUGGUACUAUUGAGUUCAAUGGCCGAAAUAUUUUACGUGAUAUAAUCUAUCCUGUUUAUUAUUUUGUUCAUGGUAGCUUCGAUAAUGAACGUACACAGUUGGAAGCUGUACCGGACACAAGUACGACUAUAGCUACACAAGUUAUAUUCGCUUUUCAUAUGCUUUUUGUUAAUAUACUAUUGAUUAACUUACUGAUUGCUUUAUUCAGUUUUACAAUAAAUGAUAUUCAAACACAAGCACAUUAUGUUUGGGCUUACGAUCGUUGUGAGAUUAUUCGUAUUUAUCAUGCUCGACCAGCAUUGUUUCCUCCAUUUACAUUUCUUAUCUCAAUUGUGCGACUUUUUCGAUGGUGUUGGAGAAAACUAAACAAAGAUCAUUAUGCGAAUAGAAUGUUCGAUGAAGAGCAUUCUCAUUGUUUCAAAAUGAUUCCAUUUAAUGAUGCUGUUGAUGAGGCAUGGUCAGAAUUCGAACGAUAUUCAACCAAUGGUUACAUUCGACAGUUGCUCGAUGAUCAAACAACUGCACUUAUCAAAGGAACGACUAUAGAUGUUACGUCUGAAUCUUCAACAAGCGAUGCUGAUGAAUUAAAACGUAUCAAAACUCUCGUAAUUGAUAUUCAAAAGAAUUUAGAAGAAUUCCAAACAAAAAAUAACGAGAAAUUAGAGUCGAUGAAAUCUACUAUCACUGAUCUUCAUACACGAUUUGUUCAAGUAGAAGCUCGUGACCGAUUAAUCAGCGAUGUGAAAAUACCAGAAGCAAUGAAUUGGGUGAUGAUGGCAAUGAAAAAUGCAAAAAUGAGCGAAUCAGAGCCUCCUCUCAUUAGAGAGGCAUCAAGAACUAAUUCAAUCAGUCAAAAACAAGUGACUGAUACGACCCAUCAUCGAUCUAAUCAACAAUUGAAUAAAGAAUAUACAACAACAACAACAGGACAGUCAUUUUUAUGGCCAGAGCAUUCAAUAAAACCUGAAAUUCGUAUUGAAAUGACUUUUCCACCAAGAGAUGCUAAUAAUGUUUAG
This is a messenger RNA of Adineta steineri, 4026 nucleotides long. The record is from the annotation of a GenBank genome assembly. Lineage: Eukaryota; Metazoa; Rotifera; Eurotatoria; Adinetida; Adinetidae.